UAGCCGUGUAAAAGAAAGACAAACAAACAUCAUAAAGCCAAGCAAGAAAAAGGAAAAGCAAACACAUCCCCCCCCCCCACAACCACAACUCCACAAGAGAAAGGAGAAAGACCUCAAGAUAUCAGAAAACCAAACCACAUUCUUGAAACCGAAAGGAAACCAGCUAAGAUCUCUCCAUUGAAGAUCAAAAGAUGAUUGAAGAUCGCGGCCGCGGCCCUCCGCAUGGUAUUCUGUUGGCGGCGGUGGUGGUGGUGGUGCUAGCAGUACCUAUGCUUGUAGGAGAUCAAGGCGAAGCUAUCACCGAGUUCAUAGCCGAUCUUUUGAGCCCAGUUGGACUCUUACUCCUCCCCAUCAUCCUCCUCCUCACCAUCCAGUUCCUCUCUUCAGAAAGUGGCUCCUUCAUUUCUAGCAUCUUUUCUACUGGAGAGCCUAACACCAUCCACCGGGUUAGUGGUUCUCCGGUAGGCGUUGCUCUCUUUCUUGUACUCCUAUUGUUCCUUCUCUACAACCGCGUUUCCAUCUUUGGAGGUGAUGAUGAUUCAGGAGAAUGAACAAUCAGCUGGGAGGGGUUUGUCUGUGCUUGAACUAGAUCAAGUGAUUUACUACUACUUAGUAUUUUAAUCUGCUACUGCUAUACUUUCUUGUUUAUGUUUGUUCGUUUUCUUUCUUCCUUUUUUUUUUUUUUUUAUCUUUCAUUAAUUUUUGUCUGGUAACCGGUAAGGGUAUACGUAAAUAGUACUACUGUAUGGACGGGACGGACGUAGAGAAAACUUUGCUGUAUGAAAAUUGAGGCUUGCACAUUGCGAUAUACCGCGAGCUGCGGAUAUUAUUAUAUUAUUAUUGCCAA
Molecule: messenger RNA, 847 nt
Organism: Coffea eugenioides
Lineage: Eukaryota; Viridiplantae; Streptophyta; Magnoliopsida; Gentianales; Rubiaceae
Exons: 1
Coding region: 192-551 (119 amino acids)
Source: RefSeq, a predicted model, not a curated record